Triticum turgidum subsp. durum (durum wheat) is the source of this 1374-nucleotide messenger RNA. NCBI's taxonomy places the organism in Eukaryota, Viridiplantae, Streptophyta, Magnoliopsida, Poales, Poaceae. The record is from the annotation of a GenBank genome assembly.
AUGGCGAUCGCGAUCUCGCAGGAGGCCUUCGAUGACAUGGUCCGGGAGAACAUGGAGGACCUCGGAAUGGACCCCGACGAGGCCCUCGCCGACGCCGUCGACGCCCUCACCCUCCAGGGCGCCAACCUCUCCGGGAUCAUCAGGCGCGUGCCUGGGGACGCCGUGGCGGAGGAGGUGAACCCGGUGAUGCGGGUGCUGGACGAACUGAAGGCCUCUGCCAGUGGUAGGUCGGGGGAGGAUCUUGACAGGCUGGUCUCUUUGCUCGACGAGUUGCUCGAGCUGUGCUCCGGCGAGGGGGCGGAGAAUGCGGCCGUGGCGGCACGGAACGGUGGCGUGGAGGCGCUCGUCGCCCUGUGCGCUUCGGCUGGGGUUAUGCAGGAGGGGCUGCUUGCUUCGGGCUUGAAGGCGCUGAGCUCCCUGAUCCGUGAUGUUGGGAGCACUGAAAAGUUCAGGCAAAGCCAAGGGCCCAAAAUUGUCAUGGAUAUCUUGAAAGGAGCCCUGGAAAAUUCAGAUAUACUCGAUGGUGGUUUUAGUGUCGUGGCAGCGGCAUCUGCUGGCAAUGAAGUUGUGAAAGACGCCUUUAUGGACUUGAAGGUCGAUGAACUCAUUCUGGAGGUUAUGAGGAACAAAUCAAAUAGUAAAGUGCAAAGCGUGUAUGAUGCCAUACGUGUUCUGUUGACACCCGACGAUAACCGAGUGGUGGCUUCUCAAGUAUAUGGAUAUUCCAGGAAAUUUGCAGAAAUUGGCGUCGCAGAAGUUCUUGUCAUCGCACUCCGCGAGCAAGUUGCUCCAUCCAGCUUGCCAUCAGCUUGUGCUGCUUUGAAGGCAAUUGCUGUUAAUGAAGAAAUAUGCCGGUCCAUAUCUGAAAAUGGUGGGAUUGAUGUGCUUCUUAAGUGCAUCGAUGAGGCUGGCGUACAAAAGAACAAGGUUAUAGCAAAAUCUUGCUGCUCUUUGCUGUCUAAGCUGGCUGGAAGUGAUGCAAACAAGGCCAAUAUCAUUCAGCAAGAUGGUUUUGACAAGUUCUUGAAGUUAGCGUCUAGAUUUUCUGAAGACCCGUCAGUAAUACAGGAGGUAAUGUCUAUCGUGCAAGUCCUUACAUUGCGGUCACCAGACCAUGCAGCCCGUGCAGUCGCGCUAGGCUAUGGCACUCUGGCCAUACAGACAAUGCAAAAGUUCCCCUCCUCCGCACUGACUCAGAAGCAAGCAUGCCUUAUGAUUCGCAAUCUCGUGGUCAGAAACCCUGAAAACAGGACGAUCUUGCUUAACGAAGGCGUGGAGAAGCUUAUCAGGAAAGCCAAGGCAAUACAUGGAAGCUGCAAAGCUGCCGCCACAGAUGCCUUGAGAGACCUGGGCUUGGACAACUACAAUGCGUAG